Lolium perenne is the source of this 2066-nucleotide messenger RNA. Its product is annotated as putative F-box/kelch-repeat protein At1g15680. The record is from RefSeq and is a predicted model, not a curated record. NCBI's taxonomy places the organism in Eukaryota, Viridiplantae, Streptophyta, Magnoliopsida, Poales, Poaceae. Gene Ontology annotation, molecular function: protein binding.
GAAGACCGUUUCCAAAACCAUAUAGCUGUGAGGGGCAGCCAGAAGGUUUGCUCACCAAGUGGAAAAGAUCGUGGUACCAACAUGGCAAUUCAUCAAAAGAGAAGCAAUAUGGAGAGAAGCAAUAUGGAGACGAAGCAAAGUCACCUCUCCACCCGUGUGGUUCUCCCAUUGACUUCACGCCCUCCCAUCCUCCGACCUCCGACCUCCGACGUUAGGUUCCGCUCCGAGUCUGACCUCCGCCUACCUCCUCCGCCCUAGAUCCUCCCGGCGACCGACAGCGGCCUCCCACGCGGCCCUCGAAGCCUGGAAGAAACGGAAACGUAGCUCAUGAUGCUGCGCCUGCUGCGCGGUCGAGCCAAAGCUCAGACUGGCAGCAGCCACCAUUCCUCGCCGCCGGCGCCAGCACCAGCGCCGAAGACGCCGCUGGACGACGAGGACCUCCUGCAGGAGAUCCUCCUCCGCCUCCCUCCGAAGCCAUCGUCCCUCCCGCGCGCCUCCCUCGUUUGCAAGGGAUGGCGCAGCAUCCUCUCCGACCCUGAGUUCCUCGAACGCUUCCGCAAACACCACCAGAAACCGCCUCUGCUGGGCUUCUUCGCAGGCCAUGUCCAUGCAACACCCGUCUUCACUCCCAUCCUCGACUCGCCCGACCGCAUCCCUGCCUCCCGCUUCCCCGUGCCGCAGAGCCACAGCCGCAACGACGAGUGGCGCUUCAUGGGCUGCCGCCACGGCCUCGCCGUGCUGCUCGAGGUGUCCCGUCGCGAGGCCGUGGUGUGGCAUCCCCUCACCGGCCAGCAGCGCCAUGUCAGUUUUCCACCGGGGAUGCACACCGACGAUUGGAAUCGCUGGCAUGCCGCGGUGCAGUGCGCCGAUGCCGCGGGCGGGCAUGUGCACGGCGACUGCUUCUCCAGCCCGUUCAAACUGGUGCUGAUCCUGGUCGCCCAACGCGCGCGAGCGUUCGCCUGCCUCUAUGAAUCAGCUUCCGGUGCCUGGGGAGAUAUUGCGUCGACGGCGACCAGGGAUACUAUUUGUUAUACGGAGCCCAGUGUCCUCAUUGGGGAUGCAUUUUGCUGGUUGCUUGGUGAAGCUGAUAUCCUUGCGUUUGAUAUUCAAAGGCAGAGCCUUGGUGUCAUUGAGAAGCCAGAUAUGAAGCGCUACUUCGAUUCUUCUGUUCGACUCUUCCGGACAGAGGAUAAUGGACCUGGCCUGGGAGGGGAGUUGGGUGGAAAUGGGUGGACCAGAAACUUUGAACAUAUGAGAUCAGCUAAUGCACUAUAUAUGCUUCAGGUUUGUCUUCUGCUGAAUACUGACUGCUUCCAUCGAUGGGAAUCAGCGCAUCGGUGCUGUUUAGCGAGCCGGAAAAGAUCGAACCGGUGGUUUCCCCCCGUGUUGGGCCUGGGGAUCAGUUGGGCCUGAUCGGUAGAUCACUUGGGCUGUGCCUGUACGCUCAUUGGCAUCGAGAGUCAAAAACUGAUCGACACACGAUAUCACAACACCGAAAACCGAAACACGAUCCUGCCGCCGACUCACAAACCGAUCGCGAUUGUGCGGAGCGGAAGCAAUCAAAACCGCGGCCGCCGGCCAAUGCGACGAGGCCGUGACCGGCGACUGGGCGAAGAAGGAUCUGGCGCGGAAGAAAAACACCAAAUACGUAAUGCAAGGUACUGUAUUUGAUUUCGGAACUCAAUAUGGACUUCGAAUUCUGAAACCAAUCUGACUAAAAUAAACUCCAGUACAAAAUCUGCUAUAGUGCUCUGAAUGAUUAGUUGAUUGAUUUUACCCUGGCUGUCUCCGUGAUUUUCUUAUACAUAUAUAAAAAGACUUUUUUGGCAAAGUAUGUGACGGUAGCAGCUCAAACUUAGCUCCUCAUCCCAAGGCAGAGAGUGAAGAGGAAAAACAUACAUGUUCAUGAUCUGAUAGUUGGUCAAGAGAAAGAGGAUCUCAAUGAAGAGUGAAACUCAGAUCACAUUUAGUGAGGUAUUUUCAGUACAACAAUUUAUUUUAACAUUGCGAAAUUAUAUUGUACAUGUUGAACAAAGUAAUAUUUAUCUAGUGGAGUUUUGCAUUUU